CCAGUGACCAGUGUGACCGGUGGCCUUCAUACCGGACACAUGCACUCCUUGGCGUCAGCCACCCAGACAUCCACUAGGAUUGUCUCUUCAUCCCUUGAAUCUACAGUUGAUGUUUCUUCUUCUCUGACCAUGUCAGAACAUUUCCAAAAUACCUCUUUUCUUGGAACUGCAAAUUCUAUGCAGCUCUCCCUUCCUCUAGUGAGCAAUGCGGCUUCCCUAACAGGAAACAUCUCCAACUUCUCCAGGGCCUCUGCUCCAGCUGUUAGCUCAGCAUGGCUACUGCCAUCAGCCUCUGGCACCUCUUUCCAGCCACUCACGGGCAGUGCCUACCUUUACCAACAUUCUAGGACAGCUAUGUUGUCUGGGGUUAGUGGCCAGAGCCAUAACUCUACUUCAGCUUCCACUUACCCAGGCGUUUUUGAGUGGGACGUUACAGCAAGCACAGCAAAGAAGUCACCCUCACUCAGGGACUUCACUGUGACUGUCAUUGACCAGAACGCAGCUGUCUCUUCCAUGUCUAUGACAGCCCAGCAUGAUAAAACUUCAGAUGCCAAUAUUAUAGUCCCUCUGUAUCCAACACUAUCUGCCAGCCUUGUUCAGGGGACACAAUCGGAAAUCCCUAAUCAGCAGGGCCAAAGCUUGUCACUUCCCUACCAGAAAGGAAGGCAGGUCUAUUACUAUAAUGCAGACACACUGGGGCCUCAGCUCUCUGGAGAACUUGGCCCCUGGCUGCAAUCCUAUGGCUCUGUGUCAUAUACAGAAAUUAGGGCCUCUGCCCAUCAACCAGAAAUGGUGAUGGUGCUAAAGGAGGUUCAGCCCACAAAUGGUCUACCAACAGUCUCCACUUCUGGGAUGUAUUACUCUGUGUCUGCUCAACACAUCACAGAAAACAGUUUUCAAGUGACGGAAACUUCCCGGGGGAUGGAUACCUCCCUGGGAUUGCAAUCUCCAAGCCAGACAUGUUGUCUGGCACUAACUUCAGAAUUCUCCAAGUCCUGCAGUAGCAGAAAUACCCAGUUAUUACUUGAGAGCAAUCCAUCACCUGAGCUUGGGGACGUUUCAACGAUCAUUCCAGUCCAGAGUCCAACUAAUCUCUUGACAGUGUCUCCAGCUCCAAGCCAGGACAAAACCGAGAACAAGGAUUUGGAUGGGAUUAAAACCAAGCUUUCAAAGCCUCUAGAGGCCUACCAGUUCCCAACAGAAAAUCAAGAUCCUCCACUGCGUCCUUUAGAAAUCCCUGAUAUUCGCCAGCUUCUGUCCUGCAUCGAUCCUCUUGGCCAAGAGGAGCAGCCUGGUUCCGAAAAUGCCAAUCUGAGAAAGAACAGCCUGACUCUUGAGGGCAAAGGGCUACCUGAAGAUGGGAUUGAGUCUAGCAGUGAUCUUGCAGACAUCACUACAUUGGUGGAGGAUACUCACCUCCCCUCCAUCUUCAGUUCCUUUCAAGAUCUUGACCAACCCAAAAGUCCCUCCGCAAAGAAGGCCAAAGAUCCCAGUGCCAUCAAGGCAAAUCAGGUGCAGGACAACUCAAGCAUCAUAAAGGGCCACUCUGACGAAGUCAGAAAGAACAAGCAUAAAGCUGCCGAGCCUAUCCAGGGUGCUCCCAAGGCCAAAAUCCAGCCAAAGAAGCCAGAGAGCCUAUUACAGGGAGAAGUGGCUGUCUGCAGUGCUACCACCAGCGACAGCACUUCUGUGAGCAAGGGCAAGCAUUCUAGUGACAAACCCCACAAAGCCACAUCCAACAGGAGCAGCACAACUAAGAGGCAUGGGCAGGAGAAGACCAGAAGGGGCAGAGAGAACAGCUCCAAGAAAUCUGAAAACAGGAAGCAGUCGGGGACCAAAGUUGAGGCAGACAAAAAGCAAGCCAUUCCCAACAGGAAGCGGAACAAAAAUCAACAUGAGCUUAGCCAAGAGACCUUCAAAAAGCCACGAACCUCCCUAGGCAUGCAGAUGCUAGCGUCCGUGCAAGUUUUCCAUGCACUGGGGAAAAAGACCGACAAGAAAACUGGAUUCUCUUCUUCCCGGACUCUGGGAAGCUCAACCAACACCCAGAAUGCCCAGACACUCUCAGCUCUCCAACCAUGCCUGGAUACCCGAUGUGAUGGGAAAGGCCCGGACAAAACUCAACUCAAGGCACAGGAGCUGGAUGAUAGGGCUGAAAAACAGUGUCCCUCUCCAUCCCAGUAUGAGUUGCCACCACCUGCAAAGGUCAAGUUGCUACCGUUGCCCUUUCUGACCCCGGACAAACCUCAAGCUCGACCUGUUUCUCGAUGGCCACACCCUCCGGCCUCACGUAGGCCUGCUGUGGCUUGCCCUGCUCAACCUGGUUCUACUAACUCAGUUCAGUCAACUGCAGUCGAUCCGUUCCAACCGGCUCCUACCAACGCACCUUUGACAGGUCCUGCCAGACCAGCUCAGCCAAUUUCGACCAAUGCAACCCAACCUGGUUCAGCAAACCCUAACCGGCCUCCUAUUGCCUCUCAGUCUGCUGCUUCUAGGCCAGCACCCUACAAAACAUCAUCUUGCUCUUCUCUCCAGCGGGAGCCCGUUUCCAGUGCUGUGACCAAUCUCCAGUCACUGCCCAAGCCUCAAAAUCAGUUUCUCAUCCAAGACUUCAGCUUGCAGUUCAGGCCGUGGAGGACACCCAACAUUUCUGGGCCAGUAGUGUCAACGCCCAUCACAAAAGAGCAGAGGCCAGAACGCGAGGCCAUGAAGAAGAAGGCCCAGCAAGAGCGUGAGAAUGCUGCCAAAUACACCUCUUUGGGGAAACUGCAGUUUUUCAUUCAAAGACAAAAAGACAUGGACAUUUCUCAAUACUACGGCUACAGGAUCUAAGAGCUGCUGAGAGUGUUGGCUUUACUUUGGAUACCAGCUGGUUUUCCAAAUAAAUAGACACUAAUUUAUUCAUUCCAAUAAUAUAUUUUUAAAAAUAAACAAACAAAUCUAACACAAUUAAUAAGUAAUAAGCAUAAGUAAUAAACAGGCUUUUGGCUUUGAAAUG
Messenger RNA from Callithrix jacchus (white-tufted-ear marmoset), 2998 nucleotides. RefSeq lists its product as uncharacterized. The record is from RefSeq and is a predicted model, not a curated record. Lineage: Eukaryota; Metazoa; Chordata; Mammalia; Primates; Cebidae.